CGCCGCCGCCUCCGGAAAGGGAGAGGCAGGAGAGAUCGAGACUUGGAAACCCCAAAGUGUCCGCGACCCUGCACGGCAGGCUCCCUUCCAGCUUCAUGGGCAAAGUGUGGAAACAGCAGAUGUACCCUCAGUACGCCACCUACUACUACCCCCAGUAUCUGCAAGCGAAGCAGUCUCUGGUCCCAGCGCACCCCAUGGCCCCUCCUAGUCCCAGCACCACCAGCAGUAAUAACAACAGUAGCAGCAGUAGUAACUCAGGAUGGGAUCAGCUAAGCAAAACGAACCUCUACAUCCGAGGCCUGCCCCCCAACACCACUGACCAGGACCUGGUAAAGCUCUGUCAGCCAUAUGGAAAAAUAGUCUCCACAAAGGCAAUUUUGGAUAAGACAACAAACAAAUGCAAAGGUUAUGGUUUUGUCGACUUUGACAGUCCUGCGGCAGCUCAGAAAGCUGUGUCAGCCCUAAAGGCGAGUGGGGUUCAAGCCCAGAUGGCAAAGCAACAGGAACAAGAUCCUACCAACCUUUAUAUUUCUAAUUUGCCACUGUCCAUGGAUGAGCAGGAACUUGAAAAUAUGCUCAAACCCUAUGGGCAGGUUAUUUCUACAAGAAUAUUACGUGAUUCCAGUGGUACAAGUCGUGGUGUUGGCUUCGCCAGGAUGGAAUCAACAGAAAAAUGCGAAGCUGUAAUUGGUCAUUUUAAUGGGAAAUUCAUUAAGACACCACCAGGAGUUUCUGCUCCCACAGAACCAUUAUUGUGCAAGUUUGCAGAUGGUGGACAGAAGAAAAGACAGAACCCAAACAAAUACAUCCCUAAUGGAAGACCAUGGCAUAGAGAAGGAGAGGUGAGACUUGCUGGUAUGACACUCACUUAUGACCCAACUACAGCUGCUAUACAGAACGGAUUUUAUCCUUCACCAUACAGUAUUGCUACAAACCGAAUGAUCACUCAAACUUCUCUUACACCCUAUAUUGCAUCUCCUGUAUCUGCCUACCAGGUGGCAAAGGAAACCAGAGAAAGCAAGUAUCGGGGCUCUGCUAUCAAGGUGCAAAGUCCUUCCUGGAUGCAACCUCAACCAUACAUCCUACAGCACCCUGGUGCCGUGCUAACUCCCUCGAUGGAACACACCAUGUCACUACAGCCCGCAUCCAUGAUCAGCCCUCUGGCCCAGCAGAUGAGUCAUCUGUCACUAGGCAGCACCGGAACAUAUAUGCCUGCUACAUCAGCUAUGCAAGGAGCCUACUUGCCGCAGUACACACACAUGCAGACAACGGCCGUUCCCGUUGAGGAGGCAAGUGGUCAGCAGCAAGUGGCCGUAGAGACAUCUAAUGACCAUUCUCCAUACACUUUUCAACCCAAUAAGUAACUGUGAGAUGUACAGAAGGGUGUUCUUACAUGAAGAAGGGUGUGAAAGCUGAACAAUCAUGGAUUUUUUCUGAUCAAUUGUGCUUUAGGAAAUUAUUGACAGUUUUGCACAGGUUCUUGAAAACGUUAUUUAUAAUGAAAUCAACUAAAACUAUUUUUGCUAUAAGUUCUAUAAGGUGCAUAAAACCCUUAAAUUCAUCUAGUAGCUGUUCCCCUGAACAGGUUUAUUUUACUAAAAAACAAAAGCAAAAAAAAAAUACAAAAAAAAAAAAAA
Molecule: messenger RNA, 1637 nt
Organism: Chinchilla lanigera (long-tailed chinchilla)
Lineage: Eukaryota; Metazoa; Chordata; Mammalia; Rodentia; Chinchillidae
Gene: Rbms1
Product: RNA binding motif, single stranded interacting protein 1
Exons: 15
Coding region: 96-1364 (422 amino acids)
Cellular component (GO): cytosol; ribonucleoprotein complex; nucleus
Molecular function (GO): poly(A) binding; poly(U) RNA binding; mRNA 3'-UTR binding
Source: RefSeq, a predicted model, not a curated record